Messenger RNA from Talaromyces marneffei, 960 nucleotides. RefSeq lists its product as uncharacterized. The record is from RefSeq and is a predicted model, not a curated record. The coding region runs from base 1 to 960 and encodes 319 amino acids. The transcript has 4 exons. Lineage: Eukaryota; Fungi; Ascomycota; Eurotiomycetes; Eurotiales; Trichocomaceae.
AUGUCUCCUCAAGCGCCGGUAAAGAUUAUCCUCGGCACUCAUACGGUUGGAGAUACCGCCAAGAUGCCUGGGAUUGUACACUUUGAUUAUGAAAAUGAUGUCAAAGGCCUUCUGGACGCCUUCUACAGCCGCGGCCAUAGAGAAAUCGAUACGGCCAGUAACUAUCCUGGCUCUGAGGCACACCUCGGUCAGGUCGGGGCUGUAGGUCCUUUCACAAUACAUACGAAAGUCCGUGGUUGGGGAUCCGGAGACUUUGAACCUUCAAAGAUUCAGUUGAGCAUCGAGAAAUCUCUCCAAGAUCUUAGAACUCCAACUGUAGAGACCAUGUUUCUACAUGUACCCGAUCGCCAGACGCCGUUUGAGGAUACAGCAAAGGCAAUGAAUGACGCUUGUCACCAAGGAAAAUUCAAGAAAUGGGGAUUUUCCAACUACACUGCCGCUGAGGUGGAGAAGUUCAUUGAGGUUUGCGACGAGAAAGGCUAUGCCAAACCGAGCGUGUAUGAGGGACAUUACAAUGCGAUUGUGAGAGGAGGCGAGAAGGAACUAUUCCCGCUCUUGCGUAAACACAAUAUGGCUUUCUUUGCCUUCAGCCCUGCGGCGGGUGGUCUUUUCUCAGAUAAAUCCAGCACCACGGCACGGUGGAGUAAGGAUAACCCCGUCGGGAAUUUGUAUAGCACAGUUUAUGGUCAACCCUCCAUUCAAGCUUCAGUAGCUACCGUUCGAAAUUCUGCAGCGAACCAUGGUAUUAGCGGACAUGCAGCUGCAAUGCGAUGGACGGCGUUUCAUAGCAUUCUGGAUGGAAAAUAUGGAGAUGCGAUAAUAUUUGCGGUAUCGAACAUGGGGCAGCUCUAUGACGCCCUUGAUGCGCUAGAGAUGGGCCCUCUUCCCACUGAUCUUGCAGAGGCUAUCACUGCUGUUUAUGCUACUGUUGAGGGUUUGGAGCCAGCUUACCAUCUGUGA